This is a messenger RNA of Papilio polytes (common Mormon), 704 nucleotides long. RefSeq names its product pupal cuticle protein 27-like (gene CPR16). The record is from RefSeq and is a predicted model, not a curated record. NCBI's taxonomy places the organism in Eukaryota, Metazoa, Arthropoda, Insecta, Lepidoptera, Papilionidae. Gene Ontology annotation, molecular function: structural constituent of chitin-based larval cuticle. The coding region runs from base 26 to 628 and encodes 200 amino acids. Gene Ontology annotation, cellular component: chitin-based extracellular matrix. The transcript is spliced from 4 exons.
CAACACAGUAGAAAACAUAAACGACAUGAGAGUUAUUGUAUUGUGCACGUUCAUUGCUGUAGCAGCCGCAGGCAAACUGCCUACAAGUAACUAUCUACCUCCUAACCAAGGAGGUUCACCAUCAAACAAUUAUUUACCACCAAACCAAGGAGGUAGUAUUAGUACAGGAUCUUUAGCUGGCGGUGCUUACGGCACUGGAAAUAGACGACCUCAACAAGCCGCAGAGAAGAAUGCAGCUAUUCUUCAACAGAUCCAGGAAAUAGAUGAAACAGGUUUCCGUUACUCCUACGAAACAUCAAACGGUAUACGAGCUGAAGAAGCGGGCGACGCAUCUCGAACUCAAGGAGGUUUCGCAUACAAGGGAGAUGACGGCAACGUUUACUCCAUAACAUUCACAGCCGGAGAAGGUGGUUUCCGUCCUCAAGGGGCUCAUCUACCAGUAGCACCUCCAACUCCUGAAGCUAUACUUGCAGCGUUAGAACAGAAUGCUAAGGAUGAAGCAGCUGGAAUUUUCGAUGAUGGUCUGUAUCAUCCAGAACAAUCGGGCAAUCGCAGACCUGGCAGCGGCUAUGGAGGCAACUCGCCCGGUUCCGGAAAUUUCAACGCCAACACUGGUUACACAUAUUGAUGUUCAAUUCAAUAAAAUAGAAAUAUCAAAUGACAUAAAAGAUUCAAUUAUUUAAUAAAUAGAAUAUUUAAAACCA